AUGUAUCGCCUAGACACAGAAUAUCUCCACUGCGAUAUCGCACGAUCCCUUAGUCUCAUUCACAAGCUCGACUACGAUUAUGGGGUCUGCGCCGCUGCAGUCCAUGAGGUCGCUACCGAAUACUGCGCCCUUGCAGAAGGGGGUGACCAACCUCUACUAAACACAGAAACUGCUCUAACAGGACGACUGGGGGAUAUUCGAAAGGGGAUUGCUAAUCCUUUAAACUCUGGGCUUACCGACCGAGAAGAAAGCGUCGCGGAGGCAGUCAGGCUUUAUGAAACCGUCGACAGACACUUCAAUCGACUAUCCGAUAUCAUACGCCGCCUUCAAAAAAUAAACGUCGUGCCGAGGCAAAGUUUGGUGCCAGAGCUUAGCAGGGACAGGGGACCUUCCAACCAAAGCGAUGCGCAAAUGCGUAUCACGCUGAGGCUCGAUGGUCAGCGUCGAGCAUCAUUGCCAUCAUUAUCCCGCCACCAAACCCCCCGUAUGUCGAGUGUCUCGGUGAGGAAUUCUACAGCGUCUAGAAAGAAGUCUGCAACUCGUCUGGUUGACGAGAAGGCCAUAACUCGCAAAUCUAGUAGCUCUAAAGCAGCUUUGACUUACAGCAACAGCUCCCAACAGAUGGUACUUGAGUCUAGCAGCGAAUCUGAUUGGGAUGAUCCACCAAACCCGCGAGCAGUGAUCUCCGAAGCAGAUCGGAAGUCUUCUCUUACACACUGUUCCAGUGAAGAUGGCCGCCGGCUCCCCUGGUUUGAGCUCCAGCCCUUGGAGCUCGCAGUCCUGAGGAAGCGAAUGAAGAAGAAUUCAUCUUGGCAGCCAUCUGACGCUAUGAUGCUUAAGCAGCUCGAAAUGCUGGGGCGUGGAGUGAGGGGUUUCCGAAAAUGGGCUCGAAGAACUGGCCAAAACAGAGCAGACAUUGAAAAAGUACUAGAAGGGGGGGAGGGUUUGACUAGUGGCAUUGCGAUCGGAGCGCUUAAAAGAAGUCAAGAUAACAAAGGGAUGAGAUUGAAUGUGAUGAAACGUGCAAAACGAGAGAGGGAAAAGGCGGAGGCUGCCGCUGCAGCCGCAGCUCAAGAUCUCGACAGCUUGCAACAUCCAUUUGAGUUGACCGGGGCGUGUGAAGCCGAGGGAGUCUCUCGGCAGAGGUCGAGUAUAAGACGGGUUUCUGCCCAAAAUGGCAACGACCCACGGACUGAACCAAUUGGCCCAGGUUCCGUACCUCCCCACAAAAUAAAAACCGACACCAACCCUAAACGACAUGCGACUCUGACCGAUUCCAACCAACCGGGAGCGAAGCCCGACCGAGGCCAGCCCCAUAGCGUCCGGAAACUCCGAAAGUCGGAGGAAAACGAUAUCUCGAACCAGAACGGGGAAUAUGGUGACGAUGGUGAUGAUAUGCCGAUUGACCCCAAUGAGCCGACAUAUUGCCUUUGUAACAGAAUCAGCUUUGGUACUAUGGUGGGGUGCGAUAAUGAUGACGUAUGCGUUCUUUAA
Molecule: messenger RNA, 1494 nt
Organism: Orbilia oligospora ATCC 24927
Lineage: Eukaryota; Fungi; Ascomycota; Orbiliomycetes; Orbiliales; Orbiliaceae
Exons: 3
Coding region: 1-1494 (497 amino acids)
Biological process (GO): regulation of DNA-templated transcription
Cellular component (GO): Rpd3L complex; Rpd3L-Expanded complex; nucleus
Source: RefSeq, a predicted model, not a curated record